This is a messenger RNA of Labrus mixtus (cuckoo wrasse), 1863 nucleotides long. RefSeq names its product opsin 7, group member a (gene opn7a). Gene Ontology annotation, biological process: visual perception; G protein-coupled receptor signaling pathway. Gene Ontology annotation, cellular component: membrane. The record is from RefSeq and is a predicted model, not a curated record. The coding region runs from base 1 to 1350 and encodes 449 amino acids. Gene Ontology annotation, molecular function: G protein-coupled receptor activity. The transcript has 5 exons. NCBI's taxonomy places the organism in Eukaryota, Metazoa, Chordata, Actinopteri, Labriformes, Labridae.
AUGGCGUUAUUAGAAGACCUUGCAUUUCACUCCAGCAUACCUGUACCUUUGGAUAUAACUGUAGCAGUGGUCUACUCCAUUUUUGGAGUGUGUUCACUGUUUGGAAACAGCACGCUGCUGUAUGUCUCCUACAAGAAAAAGCACCUCCUGAAGCCUGCGGAGUACUUCAUCAUCAACCUCGCUGUCAGUGACUUGGGUCUGACAAUAUCCUUAUACCCCAUGGCGAUAACUUCAAGCUUCUACCACAGGUGGCUGUAUGGGAAAACAAUGUGCUCCAUAUACGCUUUUUGCGGCAUGUUGUUUGGCAUCUGCAGUCUGACCACUCUAACCCUACUGAGCAUGGUGUGCUUUGUGAAAGUAUGUUAUCCGCUCUAUGGGAACAGGUUUAACUCUGUUCACGGCUGUUUGCUCAUUGCCUGUGCUUGGCUCUAUGCCCUGCUGUUUGCCUGCUCCCCGCUGGUCCACUGGGGGAAAUAUGGACCAGAGCCCUACGGCACCGCCUGUUGCAUUGACUGGCGCCUGUCCAAUCAGCACUCCACAGCACGCUCAUUCACCGUGGCGCUGUUCAUCUUCUGCUACAUCCUACCAUGCUGUGUUAUUGUAGCAUCCUACACAGGUAUCCUGGUCACAGUGCAAUCAUCCCGUAAGAAUAUGGAGCAGCAUGCAUUGAGGAAGACUCAUAUGAGCAGCAUCCAGACGAUUAUUGUUAAGCUAAGUGUUGCAGUCUGCAUCGGUUUCUUUGCGGCGUGGAGUCCAUAUGCUGUGGUGUCCAUGUGGGCUGCCUUUGGACACAUUGAGAACAUCCCUCCUGUGGCUUUUGCCUUGCCAGCCAUGUUUGCAAAGUCUUCCACGAUCUAUAACCCCAUUAUCUACCUGAUGCUGAGGCCAAACUUCAGAAGGGUCAUGUGCACGGACCUGUGCACUCUUUGCCACAGCUGUGUGACGGGCUGCCUCUGCUCUGAGGGGCCGUCUAAGUGCUGCUCCAAGUCAGUGAUCAGGGUCAGACUUUGCACAGUCCACAACCAGACCAACAGAUUCCCUUCCUCAAACUCCUCUGCUCAACCUCCCGUAGCAAGUCUGAAGGGCCGCAACUGUGAGAAGUGCAAGGAUGCUUUUGAAUGCUUCAGACACUACCCUAAAAUUUGUGGCGUUACAAACCCGGCAGCCAACGGAGUCUCGUGUAUGGAUCAUGACAGCCCAAUUCACCACACACAAAAGCAGAAGACGCAAAGUGUGUGCCACAAGAAGUCUCUGCUGGCCAGCAUGUGUGCAAAAAGAACUACAGAGAUAGACAACUUCCACAUUACUUUAGAGAUGGUGCCAGGGCAUGCAAAAGUGGCUUGGCCUUGAUUUUCUCUCUUAAGCCUUGCUCACACUUUCACAAUAUUCCUGAAAAACUCCUGAAGUUUUCAGGGUGAGCUUCAUGUGUGUACAGUACACAAACAGCAACAAUUUACACUUCAUCUGGAGUUUCUCCUGCCAGACCUCUAGUGUUUUUCCCACAUGAAGUCGGUGAGCUGAUGUGAGAAUGCACCAGGAUAUAAUCAGGAGAAUUAACCGCGAGUGAGUUAAAGGGAGUGAUUUUGUUUAUUCCCUGCGAUCGGAGGAACACCAUAGACUGUAUGCAAGUGACCGUUGCGAUCUCAAUGCACCUAAUUACACUGCUGCAUCAUGUUUUCUGUUCACCAGUAUGUUCAUCUCCACUCUUUUGUUGUUAUUGUGAUUCUGUCCAGCUACACAUAGCAUUGAUAUUAGGCCAAUAUUAGUAUUACUGUCGUAUAGCUGACUCUGUGGCUUCGUCUGCCUCGUUCCUUUAACACAAUACCUUGCCUCAGGGAUAUUCUUCCACUGUGAGGUGCAACU